CAAAAGAGAAGAACAAGUGCAGAAAGCCGGCUGCCUCUGGUGUCUGCUGCUUCUUCCUCCUUCCCUCCCACCAUCCUCUCUCUCUCUCUCUCUAUCUCUCUCUCUCUCUCUCUCUCCCUCUCCCUCUCCCUCUAGCUCACACACAUCCCCAUCUCCAUCCACACCCACACCCAAGGAUACCCUCCCUGCCUCUCUGCCUCUGUCUCUCUCACACCAGUCCUUCUCCUCCUCCCCCUUUCAACCCCUUCCAACUACAUUUUUGCUAUUCCCUGCGGGGUGGAGAUGCUCGCCUGACCCCCUUUCUUUCCAAUCCAAGACUUUGGUUGGAUGCUCUCCUAUUUAAUUCGUCCCUGCUCUGCUACUUUGUUGCUACCUGUGGAGGUUCCCUGCUUUCUCUGGUUCUUCUUCUUCUGCCAGCCGUCGCACAGAGUGCAGCCCUUCAGAGAGGCACCAUGCUGGGAGUGGAUGCGUGUGAGUUUGGGGGUCAGGUGCUGGAGCUGCUGUGGCUAACUAUGUGCUACGGAGGUCUAAUGGCUGACAAGAAGGAUUUGCCUAUUGAGGACGAAGAGGAUGAGAGAAACCUCAACUACAAUCCUCCGGCUCAGAAGUCUUUGCAGGAGAUUCAGGAACUGGACAAAGAUGACGAGAGUCUGGUCAAGUACAAGCAGACCCUGCUGGGGACGGGACCAGUGACAGCAGACCCCUCUGGACCUAAUGUCUGUGUGACCAGGCUGACCCUGUUAUGUGACGAGGCUCCUGGACCACUCACCAUGGACCUGACAGGAGACUUGAGCGCACUGAAGGAGAAGACCUUCUCCAUACAGGAAGGAGCGAAAUACAGACUAAAGAUACACUUUAAGGUGAACAGAGAAAUCGUUGCUGGCUUGAGGUAUCAUCAUGUGACCUACAGAAAAGGAAUAAGAGUGGACAAGGUGUCCUACAUGGUGGGAAGUUAUGGCCCAAGGGCAGAGGACCACGAGUUUCUAAGCCCAGUUGAUGAGGCACCCAAAGGCAUGAUGUCACGCGGCCACUAUCAGGUCAAGUCCCACUUCAUUGAUGACGACAAGAACAUCUACUUGGCCUGGGAGUGGAACUUCGACAUCAAAAAGGACUGGGAUGAAUAGAGGGUGAGAGAAAGAGAGGGAUGAUGCCACUCUCUUCCCUUCUUUCAGUCCUAUUCCUCACCUCCCUCUCUUCCUUCCUCUCUUCCCCUCCACGUUGUCCCCUGCGAGCAGCCUUUGCACUGGCCAAAGCAGGUGGCGCUACUUUCCCUCCUCCUCCUCUUCCUCUUUACUUUCCACCUCUACCUUUUCUUCCUUGUCUGUUUAAUGCAGGUCUCCUGAAACCUGUGAACAACUGGGACUUUUAGAGGAGAGUCCCCCCUCUCUCUGCCUUUUAUCCCUGCAUUAUAUCUACAUCUAUAUCCCAUCCAUCCUUAGUUAUCCAAAUGAUGGAGUCCCCCUUUCCUUUUACUUUCAGUCUCCUUUCACCCAUCCUUUCCUUCUCAUCCUGUCAUGUAUCCAUACCAUUGUACAGCAGCAGUGGAUGGUCUGCAAAAGCAGGCGAUUAAAAGAAGUCAGUUGAGGCACAAAGGGAAAUACAACAUGGCAAAGUCCUUGAAUGACUCGUUACAGCUAAAGUGAAAUACACGCUUCAGUAAGCCGCCAGAGCUGCUGUUGUAGCUGUUUUCACUAGCCUGUAAGAUCCCUACAUUAUUAUUAAUAUUGUAAAGUCAUGAUAAAAUGCAACAUUGAACUGUGUGCAGUACACCAGACCAGACUUUCCCAGAAAGAGGAGAUGAUAUGUGAUACAGAGUGCAUUAUGAUGCUCAGCAGGAAUUUACACAGCAGAGAGUUGAAGCAGGGUCAUAGAGGAAGAGACCGGAGGCAAAGAUACUGUAUGAGGUGGUGUUCUGAAAACAAUGGGAAGUUAUUUAUUGUAGUUUGGAUCAAAGAUUUAUCUCACCGAUCAACACGGUUAACAGUUUGAGCUGCAGCAGAGGCUUCGACACACAGAUCAUGGAAGCCCAGUUUCUGCAAUUUAUGUGUAAAAUUGCACUGUUUCUUGGAGUCAUAACUCAGUGAAAUCUGAACACACAUGCGUGACACACAUAUUUUUAGAUUCAGUGUGACUUAUACUUCUGAACGGAUAUCAUGAUCUCUGAUAUGAAUUGCACAAUCCACAUACAAAUUGUAGGAAAAAAGAUGCUUCUUAAGAACUUGCCUGAGAAUUCUCACGUUUUUCUUCAGUAUCAGAGUAAUCCAGUGAUAGCUGUCUGUACGUCCACAGGUACAAUACAAACAGGAACUACCGAUGGCUAGUUCGGCAUAUUUUUAAAUGAGCCAAUUUGCCAAACUCAGAACAAAUACAGGCCAAAAAAGAGUUGUAGGUAACAGGAUAGCUCAUUUAAUCCAUGACACCAUUCUUAUCAGUUUAUGUGGCAUUAUGGGAGCUGUAGUUCCAAAACUUAAAGCAUGAUUAUCCCACACACAGAGCGGCAAAAUCCAGCUGACUCGAUUUUGUCUGAGGUGGAGCCCAUUGUGUCAGACUUUGAAAACCCCUGGUUUAGAAUAUAUGAGGACAAAAAAGGUGUUUGAGAGUCAGAAAUAUAACUUAAUGUGUUGGUGAGCUCGUGUAUUUUCUUUAUAUAUUUCUUUAGUUACAGCUUAUCUUUUUUUUUCAGUGCCAUAGGGUAUUGAUUGAUUGGUCUGUUGAUUGAUUAAGGGAUGAGAUUUAAGCUUGUCAUUUGAAGGAUUUAAAAAAAAAAAUUAAUCAUGUUUUCUCUUACUUUCAUAUCAUGAUAUUAACAAUUGUUUGCAAGAAUUUUGUGUUUUUCUCCUUUGAUUCUGCCUUUUGAUUGGAAUAAACUAAUCAAACAUACAUAUUUAUGUAUGUUUUAUAUAUUUAUCUACAUCAGAAUACACCAACUACAGUUUUGAUACAUUAAGUAAAAGAAUGUUUUAAAAAUCUCUCAAUAAAACAAGAUUUUGGCUUUUCAAACCAUUAAUAUUCUGGGAUGAAAAGAUUGAGAUUUACCUUUUCUCCUAAUGUAUACUACAUGCAUAAGAUCUUGGACUUUACCAACCUUUUUUUAAAGUUGUUUUUGCUUUCAAAGCACCAGUUUUCUCAAGUCUUUGUGGAGCUUUUUGAAAGAGAAGACCAAUUAAAGGCUGUAACUGAACUGUGUAUAUUGUAGAAAGAGAUGCAUGUAUGUCCUUUAGGAUUUGAUACUAUUCAGUCAGUUAAAAAUAAACAAAAUUAGCCCUUUCUAAACCUCUCUCAUAUACCAAGGACACAAGAUGUGAACAUUUAAUGAAACAUUUUAAGAUGGUAGCUGGGAGACAAUGGAGUACUGUCAGAGAAGUAUAUCAAGGGAUGAAUUAAUUCCCCUUAAAAAAAAUAAAAAAAUAUAAUUAUUGUGUUAAGUCUUUGGAUAUGAUAUUGUCAUUGUUGCUGAACAUAUUGAACAUUGAAAUACCAUUUGAAAUUGUUGUGAUCUAAGACUAACUGUAAAUGUUGGCUUGUUGGGUGUUGCAUGGUUUAACAAGAUUCUCUCUUCCUUUUUUACAACUUUAUUGUAAAAUUUAAUGUGAUUAAAAAAAAAGAUACUGACGCGAUAUCCAGAUGUCAAUGGUGGCCAGAUACUGCAGAUACAGUAUUUACAGGGAUAUUUUUAAAGACACAGAUAGCUGGAAAAAUCAGUCUGUGUCUCAUGCCCCAGCCUGUAACAAUCAAGUGCUGCAUCUUCAAAUAUUGGUGUCAAAUCUAGUAUCCUGUAUCUUUUAAUAAAGGCAAUUCAAACAACCA
This is a messenger RNA of Lates calcarifer (barramundi perch), 3807 nucleotides long. RefSeq names its product Rho GDP dissociation inhibitor (GDI) gamma (gene arhgdig). The record is from RefSeq and is a predicted model, not a curated record. The coding region runs from base 453 to 1124 and encodes 223 amino acids. The transcript has 6 exons. Gene Ontology annotation, cellular component: cytoplasm; cytosol; membrane. NCBI's taxonomy places the organism in Eukaryota, Metazoa, Chordata, Actinopteri, Centropomidae. Gene Ontology annotation, molecular function: protein binding; Rho GDP-dissociation inhibitor activity. Gene Ontology annotation, biological process: Rho protein signal transduction.